UAAGGCGCAUGCGCGGCGUGCUCGGCUGCCAGGACUCAGGAGUCAGCGACAGCGGCAGUAGCGUGGCAGCCCCGGAGUGCGCAGGCGCCUCUCUCACACGUGUCUCUCUGUAUCCCAUCAUCACCUCUACCACCUUGCGGGAGGCCCGGUCCCAGGUGCUCUGCUGCAGCCACAAGACAUGCUGCCUUUCUCUUUACGGCGCUUGGCCCAGCCUCUACGGAGAUGCUGCCAUGUUCGGGCCCAGCACACACAGCCAGCAUCCCAGGCUGGGAACCAGUGGAAUGGACAAGAAAGUCUGUCAGAAAAUGACCCUGAAAUGUGGAAUCUUGUGCAGCAGGAGAAGGACAGGCAGUGCCGUGGUCUGGAGAUGAUCGCCUCUGAGAAUUUCUGCAGUCGAGCAGCUCUGGAAGCCCUUGGAUCCUGUCUUAACAAUAAAUAUUCUGAGGGUUACCCUGGGAAGAGGUAUUAUGGGGGGGCUGAAGUGGUGGAUAAAAUUGAGUUGCUGUGCCAGCAGAGAGCUUUGGACGCAUUCAGAUUGGACCCGCAAAAAUGGGGUGUAAAUGUGCAGCCGUAUUCUGGUUCUCCAGCCAACUUUGCAGCAUACACAGCUCUGCUGCAACCGCAUGACCGCCUCAUGGGGCUUGAUCUUCCAGAUGGAGGACACCUGACUCAUGGGUACAUGUCUGAUGUGAAACGAAUAUCUGCUACCUCCAUAUACUUUGAGUCCAUGCCUUACAAACUCAAUCCAGCAACGGGGUUAAUAGACUAUGACCAGCUGGAGGUGACCGCCCGCCUCUUCCGCCCCAAACUCAUCAUUGCUGGGACCAGUGCCUAUGCUCGAUUGAUUGAUUAUGCCAGGAUGAGGAAGGUGUGUGAUGAUGUGAAGGCCUACCUCCUGGCAGAUAUGGCUCAUAUCAGUGGUCUAGUAGCAGCGGGUGUCAUCCCAUCUCCCUUUGAUCAUGCUGAUGUAGUCACCACCACAACUCACAAGACCCUACGGGGAGCCAGGUCAGGGCUUAUAUUUUACCGAAAAGGCACAAAAUCUGUGGAUAAGAAAACUGGAAGAGAAAUCCCGUACAACCUUGAGGAUAAAAUAAAUUUUUCGGUUUUCCCUUCCAUCCAGGGAGGACCUCACAAUCAUGCAAUCGCAGCGGUGGCAGUUGCAUUAAGACAGGCCAGUACUUCCAUGUUCCGUGAAUAUGCCAUACAGGUCCUUAAAAACGCCAAGUCUAUGGCAGCAGCCCUACUCGAGAAGGGUUACACACUAGUAUCAGGAGGAACUGAUAAUCAUCUGGUUUUAGUAGACUUGAGACCCAAGGAUAUGGAUGGUGCACGAGCAGAGAGGGUGCUAGAACUUGUGUCUAUAACUGCCAACAAGAACACAUGUCCUGGAGAUAAGAGUGCUCUCACUCCUGGAGGUCUGCGGCUAGGUGCCCCUGCUCUUACAUCCCGGAACUUCAGAGAGGCCGACUUUGAAAAAGUGGUUGAUUUUAUUGAUGAAGGUAUCCAGAUUGGGCUCGAUGUGAAGAGCAAGACAUCCAAGCUCCAAGAUUUCAAGAAUUUUCUUCUUGAAGACCACGACACAGUGCAGCGGAUUGCAGAUCUACGUCAGCGUGUAGAGAAAUUUGCACGUGUGUUCCCUAUGCCAGGAUUUGAGGAACGCUAGACAUCUGACUUCUCAUGAGGAGAAAUCUGGACCAUACUGCUCUCUGCCAUCUCCUGUCCUGUCUCUUUAAUAAAAACCUCUCCAUUUACUUACAUCACGUUACAUUCUUCAUGCGCCUUUCCUCUCUCCUCUGAUUGUGGUGCAGCCCACUUCCACCACGACUUCAGAUGCUCACUUUCAUUCAGUAACGUGUAGACUCAGUGUCUAGGGACUCAAUAAAAGCAGUAACAUCCA
Molecule: messenger RNA, 1900 nt
Organism: Pseudophryne corroboree (corroboree frog)
Lineage: Eukaryota; Metazoa; Chordata; Amphibia; Anura; Myobatrachidae
Gene: SHMT2
Product: serine hydroxymethyltransferase 2
Exons: 12
Coding region: 179-1666 (495 amino acids)
Biological process (GO): regulation of oxidative phosphorylation; L-serine catabolic process; folic acid metabolic process
Cellular component (GO): mitochondrial matrix; cytoplasm; mitochondrial inner membrane
Molecular function (GO): pyridoxal phosphate binding; zinc ion binding; glycine hydroxymethyltransferase activity
Source: RefSeq, a predicted model, not a curated record